AUGCCCAAACCUAUGCCCAAACCGGUGGCCGAACCGAUGCCCGGACCGAUGGCCAAACCGGUCCCCGAUACCGACGCCGACGGCGCCCUGCUCAUCUCCAUGCAAGCCCGGCUCGACGAGCUCCAGUCCGCCCUCGCAAAGGACAAGGCAGUCUGCCGCAGCGCAGACGCAAAGGUGCUCCAUGAGCAGAACGCGGCGCUGGUUGCGGGCAUCAGCGAGCUUGAGAAGAGAGUGUAUCACUACAACAAAUACGCCAAUGCCCUUAGCGAGCUGGCGACGGCUCAGCAGAAUCUCAUUGUCCGCCAACGCGAUACGAUUUUCGCGUUCAGGGCUAGGGACGACGUCAAGGCGAAGAGGGAGGGGAGGACACCGGCACCAUUCCUUUACUCGAAGGGCGAGCCCACUGCUGCCGAUCUGCUGGCCAUCGCGAACUCACAGCUGGUACUCUGCUGUGACAGCUUGCGUGCGUGUAAGAAGAAGUUGGUAGCCCUCAAUAACAAGAAGGACGGGGAGGCUGAGAAGGAGGAGAAGGAGGGCGAGGGAGAGGGAGAGGAGUUGCGGGACAAGCACGCGGCGGUUCAGCGUCAGCUAGACGUUGUGUUGAGCGCCUUCAUCGUACUCACGGUUCACGCUCAGCGCCAAGUCCCCACAAUCCAAGAAUAUGGGCUUCCCUCAAUCUGA
Messenger RNA from Trichosporon asahii var. asahii CBS 2479, 681 nucleotides. RefSeq lists its product as uncharacterized. NCBI's taxonomy places the organism in Eukaryota, Fungi, Basidiomycota, Tremellomycetes, Trichosporonales, Trichosporonaceae. The coding region runs from base 1 to 681 and encodes 226 amino acids. The record is from RefSeq and is a predicted model, not a curated record. The transcript has a single exon.